Molecule: messenger RNA, 4469 nt
Organism: Rotaria sp. Silwood2
Lineage: Eukaryota; Metazoa; Rotifera; Eurotatoria; Philodinida; Philodinidae
Source: the annotation of a GenBank genome assembly
AUGAAUCGUUUUGGUGAUAUCGAUUUUUCAUUUAAAAGACUAUCACCUGUUUAUGGUUAUCAUGCUGAAGAACUUGUUUCAAUUGAAAAAGCACUAAAACCUAUCGAACCUCAAAUCAACGAACUAUCUCGUUUUAUAACAAUAGCUAAAAAACACUGUCAUUUUCCAUCGGAACAUGGACUAACACAGGAUCAAUCAGCAGCUGUUUAUAUUUAUACAAUGGAAUGGGGUAAUACAACUUUGUAUCGUAUUUUAAAUAAAGCAUUACGCUCCGAAAAUCGACAAGAAUUAAAGAUAUGGUUUUCAUAUUUAAAAUUAUUUGAUACAGCAUUGGAUAAGUUACCUACUGUUAAAGAGGUGGUAUGGAGAGGUGUGCCUCUUGAUAUUGGCAAAAGCUUCACCAAAAACCAAAUUGUGACGUGGUGGACUAUUAAUUCAUGUUCAUCAUCAGUAAAUGUUAUUAAAAAUUUUCUUGGCAACGACAAAAAUUCAACGCUGUUUUUAAUUGAAACCAUUAAAGGAAUAAAAAUUUCUGGAUACACAGAAUAUGAAAAUGAAGAUGAAAUAAUUCUACGAAUGGGCUCACAAUUUCGCGUGAAGAGCGAUACUUUAGAUCAAUUGCAUGGUUCACAUGUCGUACACUUAAUCGAGAUAGAUGAUAACAAUGAUCAACCAUUAGCAUCGAUUAUGAAUGAAAUACAAUUAGCUGCAAAAUCAUCACAUACAAGUACUUCGAGUAAGUUAUUCAUUCUUUUUCUCAAUGAAAUGGUGUUUUAUAUGAUACAUAUGUAUAAAGUAACCAAAAAAUGUCUGAAUAUUGAUUCAUUUCUAUAUGAUAAAGAAAGAAAUUAGAUAAUUGUAUAAAAAUCUUUAAAUAAUGCAAAGUCUACGAUGUUAAUAAAGAAAAACUUCUACUAACGAAGUUUCGAUAAAUAAAAAAUAAUAUUUGGUUAUUUUUUCAAGAAUUGUUUUCAUCAGGAUGUGGGUGGGUGUAGGUGUCGAUGUGGGGUAUGGGUGGAAAAUAAGCGACGAUCUACAUGCAAACUCAUACCCCACACCCACACCCUCAAAUUAAUCAUUGACCGAAGUUAUUAUAAAUCUAUGAUUUAGAAGCUUGCUUUUCAACUUGGAGCUGGUGUUAAAUAUCUUCCUGUUCCUAAAUCUGCUUUUACUUAGUAUUUAAUCGAAUUGGGAACACUUAGAGUUAAUAGAGACAUACUCGUCUGCUUUAAUUUAAAUGUAUUGUUCUUUGGACAAUAUGUUAGUUAAACGAGUUAUGUCAAGUGACAAUUCUCAAAUUUAUUCAUUUUAUGUCAACGCAUUAAAACAGAUGUUUUGUUCAUGUUAAAGCGCAUUCAAUCAUCUAAUCUAUCAAUUGGGCACGUUUUGACAUACUCAUAGAUCCAAUAUUUCCCCUAAACUAGUGAAAACGCCUUGGUAGCAAAAAAUUAUAGUUUUUACGCGUUUAAUUCUUAAAUUUGUCGAGUGAACGAGUUUUAAAGCGUUAGUUUCUCCAGUUUUUAGAUUCAACACGUGAAAGUAGCGUGUGUAACGUUUAUCUGUCUGUAUGGGUAUCACCAUGCUACAUUAUAGCAUUUUUAUUAUUUUUUUUUGCAUAUACUUCGUAUAUUUGAUGAUUAGUCAAUUUUUUUCAUCAUAUAAGUUAAUACAUUUGUGUACUUCUAAGAAGCUGGCAUAUAUUUCAUAGAAUCAUUUAAGUAUUAUAUCUUUGUAUGUUAAUGAGAAAUUUUAUAAAUACUCGUUUGAUUAUCAAACUUUCUGUCGAUAAGAACAAAAGAGUUUCUUUGAUUCUAUGCGUUUAUAUCUGUAGAUAUGAUGGAUCUAUGGGCCAAACUAAAAAAAGCAGCAGUGCAGAAAAAUUCCGUGCUUAUAUGCUUUAUAAAGGAUGAGAUGAUCAAAAGCUGUCGGACGAAAGUUUUAUUUUCUUAUAUGAGAAAUUAUAGAUCAUUUUUCGAUAAAGAAAUUUCGAAUAGAAUUUUCUAUUGAGAAACUGUUUUGCUCAGAAUAGAUGCACUAAAGUGAUUAAUUAACGUUUUAACUGCCAAUAAAAAUUGAUUACAGAAAAGCGAAGAUAUAUUACGAAAUGAAGUUUGUGUUGGUCUAUUGAAUCUGCAUUCAGAAUAUCGAUUCAACCUAAAAUGUUCAACAGUUUCACUUUGAUAGUUUUCUCUUUCUUGCAAAGCAUAGACAGGAAAUAAAGUAUUGCAAUAGAAUGAGAAAAUAAAUGAAGAAAUUAAAAAAAAAACUUUCUUAAUCCAACCGAUUAGACAUUUUUUAAAGAAAGCAUGUGUGUGUGAGUGUAUGUGUGAGUAAUGAAAGCACCACCGCCACAAUCUUUUUUGCAAACUUUCUGACUUGUGACAGGAACUAAUCGAGUUUUCAGUAACCGCUAUUACUAUUUCGUUUGUGAAAUAGUUCUAUCGUAUAAGAAGUUCACAAAAUCGAAGGAAGAUAUGGUUCAAAUUUUAUAAAAAUUAAAGAUGAGUGUAGUUUCCAAACUUGCACAAAGUUAAGAAAAUAAAACUGAUAGUUUACUAGAAAUGAGAGAAAUAUAUAAUGUAAACAAAUAUCUGCAAACCAAUGAAAGAUGUACUCCAAGUCUAAUUCAAAGUAGAAGAAAGUCAAUAUCAAAUUUAUAAAACAAGAGAGGAUAUCCUUCCAUAGCUCUUUCUUUAUCGUUGACACGUAUAUGAAUGUAAAUAUCUUACUUGUUAUUCAGAACAUCUUGAGAAAGGUGCUGGCAUGAAAUGUGGAUGUGAAAAGCCUGACGUGCAUCCACGCUGACAUCCCAAAUGAAUAGAUAACUAUGUUUAUAGCAGUUCAAAAUUUUAAGCAUUUUGGAAUCGUGAUAUUCACAUUUCAUAAUUAGUAGGAAUGUGAGAUAUGUCACUCCUUGUUAAUCUUCCAACAAUAAAUUCACAAAUUAGUCAAAUUAUUCAAUGUGAAUUAAAAUUUUCAAAUUAGGAAUAGCAACAGAAGAAAGUUAAUUAAAAUUACUGGAAAUAUAAAAACAACUUGUCUAAUGAAAUUUUCGUAAACAGAGACUAACUGAACAAAAUUGUACGUUUUACAGUCAUCGCUUGUGCUCGGUAUCAAAGAAUGAUAAAGCAUGUUUUUAUUCAUAGAAAUAGACAAUUGCGUGAGAAUUGAAUGAUGAAUCUUCUUAUGAGAAUACAUUGUUUCGAAAUUGUCAUUCUGUGUCAAAAUAACUCGAGUUAUAACUCUACGUGAAAUAAUUAAAUUUUUUAAAAUGACAUAUUAUCACAAGCAUCUCUAUUCAAAGCAGUGAUUACGUGAUGUUUUCAUUUGAGGAUUAUAUAUUUCACCGACAUGCGACCUUAUUGUGCUGUGAAAUAUGUGCCUUACAUUGUCUACUGUUGAUAUUUAUUUUGGAUAAUGCAUGCAACCAAUUUUAUCAUUCCGUUGUCGUUACUACAUGUAUAUGAAUAAUUAAAAUUGUGUUGUUAUUUCUACCGAGUUCUUGAUCAUGAGAAAUUUUAAAAAGUGAGACAAGAGUCUUAGAAGAUUAAUUAUGAGCAUUCGUUUUAAUAGAAUGGUUGUUAAUCGCCAAAAUCCUACUCGAGUUCUAUAUUACUUCUGACCUCGAGAACUGUUCCAACAGUUCUUUGAAGUAGUUCACAGAGAUGCGAUCAACUUGGUUUCAGAUCGAACCAUACUGAACCAAACCGAAACUGGUUUUGUUGGAACAGUUGAAAACCGAAGUGAGUUUGGCUCGGUUCUAAAGAAACAUGAACCAAUCGUAUCUCAGGCAGUUCACUGAACUUAUGAACAACAGCUGCUGUCGCUUAUCGUAAAAAAAGCCGAGAUCUUAAAAAAGAAUAAUUGCGUAGAGUUGGGAGCUCUCGUAGAUCUAGUCGUAUUGUAUUAUAUUAGUCGACUAUGUAAAUAAAAAUUAUAUUCGACUCUAAGAAAUCAAAAUGUACUUGAGAUAUCCUUUGUAAGACUUUUAAAGUUUUCUCUCAUUUUCAUAAGUGAUUCUAAUCAAAUUGAGAGAUUAAUUAGAUUUAGAGAGAUAUAUUCACCCUACAGAAACUAGAAAUUCGAGGAAAUUGAGUAGAAUUUUCUGUUUUGGGCGCCUAUAUCGAUAUUACAUGUAUUAAUUUUUGUAAACGUUGUCUACGACAAGAAAAGCAGUUUUCGUUUUUGCUCAACAUAUACCCAGAUUUUCGUGAAAUAACAACAGAUUUUCCCUACAAUUUUAAAUCGACAUGAAUGGCAUAUGAAACCUUUGUUUUUGAUUCCAUGUAUCCAUCUAAAAUGUGAGUAGAAUGUCAUCGGAUAUUCAUAGUUAACAGAAUCGAAAGGAUGAGCUUCUUAUUCAGAAAAGACUUUCUUCUGAGGAGUAGAUGCCAUCUGUGAAGAGACUUAUUUCUUCACUCUGAGAUAACAAAGAUUAAUCCUUUUUGUAACAUCUUUUCGAUCUGUGA